Maudiozyma barnettii is the source of this 1776-nucleotide messenger RNA. It is a transcript of the gene RCK2, whose product is annotated as serine/threonine protein kinase RCK2. NCBI's taxonomy places the organism in Eukaryota, Fungi, Ascomycota, Saccharomycetes, Saccharomycetales, Saccharomycetaceae. Gene Ontology annotation, biological process: protein phosphorylation. Bases 1 to 1776 code for a protein of 591 amino acids. The record is from RefSeq and is a predicted model, not a curated record. The transcript has a single exon. Gene Ontology annotation, molecular function: protein kinase activity; ATP binding.
AUGAAUAAAAUUAAAGCAUUUUUCCAUAAAAGUAAACGUUUCGAUACCGAACAAAAUAUUCAAACUAGUGAUCGGAAGAAUAAUGAUAAUAACGAUAAUACCACAAACGUUAACAUGAGCAUGAGCAUGAACAUGAACAAAAAAAAUAUUGUAAACCCUACAACAAUGGAUCAUACAAUAGAACCAAUACAAAUAAGUGCAGAACUUGAGACUCAAGAUAUUCCAAUUACAACUACCAUUCCUCAGCAACAAGAACAAACAAAAUCAUAUUCAUUUAAUGAAAAUACCAGAUUUGAUGACGAGAACGAUGACAAUUCCUUCGCUACUAGUGAUUCGAAUUUAUCAUUAAUAUCAUCAGAUUUUGAAAGUGAAUAUAGUUAUGUUAAUGAUUCUACCACGGAGGAAAAUAUAUUUUCUGAACAACUUGAAUUAAAGGAUUAUAAAUUGAAUGAAAAAAUUGGAGAAGGUGCUUUUUCAAAAGUGUACAGGGGUACACCUCUUGAAUCAUCUUAUGUCGCCAAACAUUAUAAACAAGUUGCCAUCAAAGUGAUCAAAAAAGAUAUAUUGACUGUAGAAGACAAUGAACCCAUAGAAGUAAACGGUGAAAGACAUGGUUCAAGCAAGACCUCCACAAGGGAACAAGUCCUUAAAGAAGUUGCAUUACAUAAACAAGUCUCUCCAGGUUGCAAAAAUAUUGUUCAAUUUAUUGAUUUUCAAGAGACACCAUCUUAUUAUUACAUUGUUCAAGAAUUAUUAAAUGGUGGUGAAAUAUUUAAUGAAAUAGUGAAAUUGACAUAUUUAAGUGAAGAUCUUACACGUCAUAUUGCUAAACAAUUAGGUAAUGCAAUUAAACAUUUACAUUUAAUGGGUGUAGUACAUCGUGAUAUUAAACCUGAAAAUUUAUUGUUUAAUCCAAUAGAGUUUAUAGCCUCACCUGAACCACGUAAAUUCCGUAAAAGUGAUGAUCCAAACUCAAAAGCUGAUGAAGGUGUAUUUGUUCCAGGUAUUGGUGGUGGUGGAAUCGGUAUAGUGAAAUUAGCAGAUUUCGGAUUAUCAAAACAAAUAUAUCAAACCAAUACAAAGACUCCCUGUGGUACUGUUGGGUAUACUGCCCCUGAAGUGGUUAAAGAUGAAAUGUAUUCCAUGAAAGUUGAUAUGUGGGGGAUUGGCUGUGUUCUUUAUACGAUGCUUUGUGGGUUUCCCCCAUUUUAUGAUGAUAAGAUUAAUAUAUUAACCGAGAAGAUCUCUAGAGGUGAAUAUACAUUUUUACAACCAUGGUGGGAUGAAAUUAGUGAUGGUGCCAAGAGAUGUGUAAGAAAAUUGUUAGAAGUUGAUCCCGGAUCAAGAUAUGACAUUGAUGAAUUUUUGAAUGAUCCAUGGUUAAAUCAAUACGAUUGUGAAAUCAAACAAAGGAGUCAAGCUAAGAGAAAGUCAAAGGCUCAUCAUCAUCAUAAUAACAAUAGACGUAGGAUUCUAUUCAAUCAAUUCGCUGAUAAGGAUGUAUUAUAUUCUCCUGCUGCUGUCGCCAUGCGUGACGCAUUUGAUAUCAGUAAUGCUGUUGCGCGUAUUGAGGAAGAGCGUAUGCAAACACCUAUCUAUGGCCUGGGGUCCCUGGCAGAAGAUGAUGAAGCAGCAUCCCUCGAUGAGCAACGAAUGAAAGAACAGGAGAGACAGCAAGAGAGACAGCAAGAAUUAGAAAAUAAGAUGUUCCAUUUGAAGUUGGAUACGUCGACGAUUGUCAUGAGACGGAAACAAAAGAAAAACAGUAUACCUUAA